Aethalodelphis obliquidens (Pacific white-sided dolphin) is the source of this 6921-nucleotide messenger RNA. It is a transcript of the gene ITPRIPL2, whose product is annotated as ITPRIP like 2. The transcript has a single exon. The record is from RefSeq and is a predicted model, not a curated record. Lineage: Eukaryota; Metazoa; Chordata; Mammalia; Artiodactyla; Delphinidae. Bases 684 to 2282 code for a protein of 532 amino acids.
CUGCAGAAGCUCCCUGGACAAGGCUACCGCCCCGCAAUCAGAGCCUUCCUGGUUCUGCCUUCGGGGAGGGAGGAUAGGGGUGGACCGCGGGAGGCCAGUUGCCAGCGCGUCCUGAAGUCCCUCCCGCCGCCUCGCGUCGCUUUAAGGCGGAGGCCCGGGAGGGGGCCGACCCCGCCCGCCCGCUCGCCUCGCGGCUCUAGACUUCGGCAUUUCCUCCCCGCUAGCUGGCGCGGCCUCGCCUCCCCUCGGAAGAGGAAACUCCCGUGGCAGAGUAACGGGAACAAGAGCGGAGGGGAGCAGCGGGGGACUCCGGGGACCCACGGCGCCGGGAGGGCGGCCCGAGGUAGGAGGCGAGCGCAGCGGGACCAGAAGCUGGCCGAAGGCAGCGCGCCGGGGAGCGGGGCGGGGAGGGCCGGCGGGCCGGACGCAGCGCGCAGUCGGCACGGGGCGCGGCUGGGAGCUGGAGCGUGCAGGGCGGGCCGCUGCUGGAAGGAGCGCUUGAGCUGGGAGAGGAGGCCGAGCUGGAGGGCUGCUUUCCCCGGCCCUGCGACGGGGUCGCCGCCGCGGAGGCGAAGGGAACCGGGACAGCGGGGCUGCCCGGGCGCUGCGCGCAUGCUGGGCCUGGGACGCCGCCGGGGCUCGCGCCCUGGGCUGUUCGGCCGCCGCUGCCCCGGGCGCCCGGCAUGUCGGUGCACUACACCCUGAAUCUGCGCGUCUUCUGGCCCCUGGUGACUGGCCUGUGCACCGCCCUCGUGUGCCUCUACCAUGUCCUGCGGGGAAGCGGGGACGCCCGGACCGAGCCCCCCGAAGGCGCGGACGGCGGCUUCCCGCUGCUCAAGGUGGCCGUCCUGCUGCUCCUCGGCUACAUCCUCCUGCGCUGUCGCCACGCUGUCCGGCAGCGCUUCCUGCCGGGGUCUUCCCGCCUGGGGGGCCACUCCGCCUUCUCUCCUAGACACUUAGGAGAGCCCAGCCUCGACAUCUUGCUGGAGAGUUAUUACGAGCACGAGGUGCGCCUGUCGCCGCACGUGCUGGGCCACAGCAAAGCACACGUGAGCCGGAUCGUGGGCGAGCUGGUGCGGGCUGGCCGCGCCCGAGGGUCCCCAGGCCCCAUCCCCGGGGGAGCGCUGGCCUUGGCCUUUCGCGGAGAUUUCAUCCAGGUAGGCAGUGCCUACGAGCAGCAUAAAAUCCGCCGGCCCGACGGCUUCGACGUGCUGGUGCCGCUGCGCCUCCCUCCCCUGGUGGCGCUGGAGCCGCGGAGCCUGGGCGCGGAGCCCGCGCUGGCCCCAGCCUUCCACGGCUGCUUCGUGUGCGCACUGAAGGCGCCGCCAGGGGCUUCCGGGGGCCACUGGCUCCGGGACUGCAAAGCCUUCGCCGACGGCUUCUGCGUGGAUGUGCGCGGGCGGCGCCAUCUCUCGGCUACGCUGGUACUGCGCUGGUUUCAGUCGCACCUGCAGCGCUCCCUGGCCACCGUGCGCUACAGCCUGGAGGGGCGUUGUCGGGUCAGCCUGACCCCAGGCGGCCUGGAGCAGCCCCCUACCCUACACGUCCUCCCCUGCCGCACCGAUUACGGCUGCUGCCGCCUUUCCAUGGCCGUGCGUCUCAUCCCUGCCGUCCACUUGGGCGACAGCGUCUUCCUGGUGGCCCCACCACUGCCACCCUCACCCGUCGGGCCCCUGUCGGAGCUCCCGGGAGGCCUGCGCGCCGAUGCACUGUGGGGUGUGAACACGGCGCGCCAGGAGCAGAAGCUGCUGAGCUGGCUGCAGGAAAGGGCCCCUCCAGGUGCCUGCUACCUCAAGUGCCUGCAGUUGCUUAAAGCUCUGCGAGACCUGGGUGCCCGCGGGCUGGACCCGACGGCCGCCACCCAGUGGGGACGCAUCCUAUCCUCAUACGUGCUCAAGACAGUGCUGCUGGCGGCGCUGCUACGCCAGGGGGCUCCCACACAAGGCUGGGACGAGGCGCACCUGGGCGAGCGCUUGGAAGAGCUAGUACAGUUCCUCAGGGAUUGCCUGCUGCGACGCCGUACACUCUUCCACUGCCUCCUGGGCCCUGGAGGGGCGGCCGCCGAGGUGGGCCCACUGCCCAAGGUACUGCGUGAAGCCACCCCGGUUGACCUCCUGGCCACUUUCGACAGGCAGGCCCGGGAACUCGCAGCGGCACGGUUGCUGUCCACGUGGCGAAGGCUGCCCCAGCUUCUCCGGGCCUAUGGGGGUCCCCGCUACCUUGCCAGGUGUCCCCCACCCCGGAAUCAGCGCCCCCAGGGGUUCCCUGAAGAUGAACCUUAAACCCUGCCAGAGCCCCAGCCUGGCCUGGUGCUCCUGAAGCCCCACCCACCAGGUGGGGGUGGGGAUGGCAGUGAAGCCAGUUUAAGGCAAGGAAGAUGACCUGCAGAAGGUGUUGGAACAUUCAGAGGAUGACAUUUGGUGGCUUCGGCGUCACCCCCUGGCUCCACAAUCCAGAUAGCUGUGGCAUCUUUUUCACGCCCACCAGAGUGUCCUGGGCAAGCUACGGAAAGACGUUCAACGUUAGCAGCUAAGAGUUGGUCCAAAUGUUGGUUUGUGUGGAAUGAUUCUGUAGAAGGAUCCAGCUUUUAGGGAGGAUCAGUAAAGGAAGGGAUUGUGGGUUGUUUAGACAGAUCUCUCUGGCCCCCAAAUUUAAAGAAGCUAAUGGUUUUUGACACAACUACUUGGUAGGUCCUGGGUUCCUGAUUGUCUUUUUAAAAAUCUGAAUCUUGAUCUACAACUGGAAUUGUAGUUCUAUUCUAGAGGCUUAUGUUCUGAAGAACAUAGUUUCCACUGUUCAAAUUGGUAUUAAUGUAUUUUUUAAAGGCCCAUCACAGGUGUUUGAGAGGAUUAUGAAGAAUUAAGUCACAGGUGUUGAAAGGCAGUCGGGAGUUGGUUAGUGAAACUUCCAGAGCAAAUAGCACUUUAUUUUGAUAAGUUCUUUCAUUUUGUGGUAAUCGCUAGUGCCAAGUGUGGCAUCUGAAAGGGAGGCCAGUUACAUCGACUAUUAAGAAAGGUGCAGUCUUGAGGAGCAGGCUUGCUCAACGUCCCUCUAGGCACGCGCUGGGAUGUGCACCAGUCAGCGCUGAUUCAUUGAGCGUCUGCUGUGAGCCAGUCACAGUGCAGAGUGGCAACAGGAUACGUGCUUCUGACAACACCGGUGAGGGCAUGAAACAUGUUGGGUCUCGAAAAAGAUGUAUUGAUAUUUCACUCUUUGCCUAGCAAGAUGUCUCAGCAGGGCUUGCUGCUGGCUGGAGACAGAAACCUUUUUUUGUUUUGUUUUAAGUCUUUUUGGCAAACCCCUUUGCAUGGAGAUUUCUUUCUGAGUUUGAUGAGAUAAUGAAGAGGCAAUGCCUGCUUUCAGCCAAUGCUCAGUGAUCCUCCGUAGUUGGGAAGUUUUGCUCUCAUUGCCCAAGCGGCCUUUAACUGGCCCGAAGCCCACCUUUGAGGAGUGGUUGAUUCAGCACAGGUCUUGCAAUGCAUUUCACUUAGAGUUCAGUAUCUUGGGCUCUGUGCUUGAAGAUCAGUUAUUUCCCAAUCAGCUGACAGAGGAGAAAGACAGCAGAGGAGGGCAAGUUAGGGGGAGAUGGAGGGAGACAUCCUUUGUCAGCUGUCUGUUCUUUCUUCUCUCUGGGCAUAAAUAUCACCAGGCUGGGUGUAUUUUGCAGCUAGCGCAUUCUGAAAUCCCUCACCGUCCUCCCAAAUUUCUAACAGCUCUCAGUUGCAUCAGUCGACAUAAAACUCAGUUGAAGUUUAGAAUGGUCCAUCAUCUGCUGAAUAGAAAAUGCAGCCAAUCCCAGUGAUAUACUUUGGGAUUUUUAUAGCUUUGGGAUUUUUUUUUUUUUUUUUAACAGAGACUCUUAAAGGUAAAACUUGGAAGACAGAAGUAGCCACAUGAAUUGGGCCAUUGUUUAAUUUCUGAGCUAUUUUGAGGGAACUCUUUAAACUUUCUUUCUUUAGGGGACCUGCUUGGCCACUGUGGGGAAAUCGUUGUGAAUAAAUGAUUUAUAGGGAAUCCUUCUCAUCAGAGCUACAGAGAUUUCUUAUGUCCUUUGCAACCUUGGGCUGUAAGAGAAACAGUUGCAAAUGUUGUGCUGUGUCUUUGAGGUUGUUUGGGGACAUUUCCCCUUGAUUCCACAAAGUCAUUCCUAGCUUUUGAGGUCAGUGUUAGGUCAUAAGGUACUGCAUUUAGCACAGGAAUCAGUCUACCAACUUCCUGCGAAGAUAUAAACUGCACAGUGUUUUUUAUAAUUAUUUUUAAAAUAAAUUCCAAGAGUAGGUAGAUCUUUAUAUAAAUAUAUAUAUUUAUAAUGUUUCCAUACUCAGCUACAAUUUCCCCAGUAGUUGGAGUGGGGGAAGGCGAGGCUAUUAGAGGGAUUAUAAAGCUUUAAAAACUGAAUUUUCCAAAUAUUUCUAGCUGAGUUGAUAGGUUCCUCUUUUAUCUGAAUAGCAUUUUGAACUUUGAAUCUGGUAACAUACAGUUCUUGUAGUUUCUUUGUGGGUUUUUUUUUUUUCAGGUUAAUUACCCAAAGCCUCAUCCAUCCUCAAGAUUUUUAAAUUUUAUUUUUUUUAAUGAAUGGGGCAUUGUGUUUGUGAAUUUUUAAAAUAUUAAUGUUUUAUUUAAAUGCCAUGCUGAGCAAUUGUUCUCUGUACAUGGUAACCAAAAACUUAGAGAUUUCGAUCAAUUUUGAUCAAUGUUUAGUAAUCCAAAACAUGUACUGUGUACAAAGAAAAUAAUACGGCGCAUUAGUCAGGUGUGAUGGUUGCCCAAGGCACUUAAAUUAAGCUCGAUUCUGUAUUUUAUUAGGGCUCCAUCAUGUCCUUGAUCUGAAAUAUAUACAUUUUUGGUGUAUACUUGGUACUGGAGGUUCAUGUAUUGCAAAUAUUCUCAUACAAGAAAGCUCAGAAUUGUUCGUGCGUUUAAGAAAAGAUUAACUGUCCAGCCAGUGUCUGAAGAAAGUGUUUGGGGAGAUGACUCAGCCAUUUUGCCUUAAGACACCCUUCAGUAACUCCCACUGACCAGUCUUGGGAGUCAUCCCGGAAUGCUCGUGGGCUGAGAGGAGGAGACUGUGUUUUUGCAAAAUGAAACUGAAGCUAAAAGGGAAAAUGUGGGCAAACCAAGAGAAAUCCGAAGAUUUCAGGAAGGAGGACUUAAGAUGGACGUGAAACGAAGAGCUGGGCAGGAGGGGAGGUGGGGCGGAAAUCACGUGAGGGUGCGAGAGAGGUCUGGGUUAGGAAACACAUUUUCUAGAUAUGUGCUACUUCAAGCCAGGGGUCGCAAACUCAGCAGCCUGCAGAAGCAAGUUAGGGAGGUAAAUAAGAGAAGGGUUGGGUGGUGAUGGGGGGCUGUGCCGCCUUCAGGGGCCACGUGGCUCAGCUCCAUGCGGGGAAAAGGGUAGGGUGGGGCUGGAAAUAGAAAAAAAAAAAAAGAAACUUUCUGAUUUUUAAACAACAUAAUUAAAAAAUAUCCAAAACACAAGUGGGCCAAAAAACACAUUUGCUUGAGCCUGGGGGCCACCAGUUUGCGACCCCUGCCUUAGACGGUAACCCCUCAAGUAUGUAUAAGGUUAUAUUUAUUGUUAUGGAUAUGAUGUUGUUAUACAUGGUGGGGGGGCAUGAUAUUUCAAGUCUGCUUUAUCGCUCAGAGCUAAGCUUUAUUGUAGAAACAAACCCCCCAAAUUAACACGGCCACAGAUAACACUUAACUCACAAUUCCCGGAAGGAUUCUCCACCCUGGACCCGUAGGAGUCAGAUGGGACAUCAGACCACUAGGGGCCAGCUCUUGGCAUUUCCUUCCUGGUGAGUUGGGGCCAAACUCCUUGGCUCUGUCAGAGUCUGCAGGUGAGUGAUCAGGAAGGAUUGCAGAAUAACUUGUUUUCUUCUUUAUUUGUAUUUUAUUUUUAAAUUAAUUAUUAUUUUUUUUAGUAGUUUCCUAGCCUUUGCAAUGAUGGUUGGUGGCCGUGAACACCGGCAAAGUGGUGCUGGGUCUCCCAGCCAAGCUUCUUAGGCUUGUUACCAGCCCCAGUGCCAAGAGAACUGUUCUGAUCAUAUGUUUCUAUCCCUUUCUGACUCCGUGGCUCCCACCAAAACUGACAUCCUAGCCUUCUGAAGGAAUGAAACUAAUAGCCUUCCAAAGUGUCUCCUUUAACCUCAUGGAGUAAGUCACCUUUUCCGUAAAAUGUGGCAUUUGACCGUGACGAUGACUUAUCGUAUCCACGUGGAGGAAGGUUAUUACCUCCCUCCCCAGUGGUGGGAAAAAUGAACCUGGUGAACAUUCCCAGUAUCCCUUGGGAAGGAAAAAAGUUCAGUGUUAUCAUUGUGGCGUUUGUUAGUUUUUAUAAAAAAUUGCAUGUCUAUUUCUUAGACACUACUGUUUAUUUUUUCGGUACCUACAUAGCACAUGAUUUGGUGGGGAUGAAGCAAGUAUAAGGUGGGAGAGGACGAAGAUGUAUGUGAACAUCAGUAGAGAGAGAACAGACUAAAACAUGCAGCUAAAUUAUAUGUAAUCUGGUUUUUGAAGUAUCAGAUAUUCAGGAAUAUUUUUAGCACCCUUUGCUUAAAAAAAAAAGCGUUGAUUCAGUCACUUGACUUUAAAACAUUCCUCUUAUUUUACUGUUAUUUUUAGUGUGGAUUUUGACCCCAAACUGUGUAUUAUGAUGCAGUCUGUUGGCUGUGGUCAUAGUGUAUGUUUUGUUCCAAUAACAGAGACCAAAGAGGUAAUCAAGUAUGGUUCAGCUGCUACAGUUGUGUGAUUAAAAGGCGUUCUAAUCACACCAGAUUUCCACGGCCCAAUAGUCGAGGCCGGCCAUUUGUUUUCUAUUUCAGGUUGGAGUAAAUUUGCACUUUUAAUCAUAUGGGUCAUUUGGGGACCUUGUUCUUUCAUACUUUGCUUUAUUAAUAAAGGAACUUGUAGAAACCUGUG